Messenger RNA from Eimeria acervulina, 3831 nucleotides. RefSeq names its product T-cell immunomodulatory protein, putative. The coding region runs from base 1 to 3831 and encodes 1276 amino acids. The transcript is spliced from 13 exons. The record is from RefSeq and is a predicted model, not a curated record. Lineage: Eukaryota; Apicomplexa; Conoidasida; Eucoccidiorida; Eimeriidae. Gene Ontology annotation, cellular component: plasma membrane.
AUGCUGCGGAGGAAGCGCUGGAUAGUGGUGCUGCUGCUGCUGCUGGGGGUGGUGCUGUUUGCGUUGCUGCUGUUGUGGUUGUUGCCCUUCAGGGCGCAGCAGCAACAGCAGCAGCAGCAGCAGCAGCAAAAGGAUGGCUCAAGUCAAGGCCCUUUCUCCUCCCCCUGGCAGCAAGACACAGCAGCAGCAGCAGCAGCAGCAGCAGCUCGUUCUCCUGCAGCAGCAGCAGCAGAAAUUAUGGGGCUCGGAAGGAAGCAGCCAAGCGGAACUUUCUUUGUGCAGCAUUUGCCUGGGUACACUGCUGCUGCUGCGAUGCCUUCAGCAGCACCAGCAGCAGCAGCAGCAGCAGCAGCACACGGUGGUAGGCUUGAGGAGCUCCUUUCUACUCCUCUUUCUGCUUCGUCUGCAGCUCUUGCUGCGGGAUCGACAGCAGCAGUGCAGCAGCAGCAGCAGCAGCAGCAGCUGCAGCAACAGGACCUGAAGGAUGUUGCCUUACCCGUACCGUUUGCUGCUCCACCGCAGCAGCAGCAGCUGCAGCAGCGGCAGCAAUCUGUCCUUAUGUCUCUCGGUUCGCGCACAGCAAGCUUCCCCAACCUGUUACCUACACCGGGCUCUUCUCUCGUUGCAGAGCAGCAGCAGCAGCAGCAGCAGCAGCAGCAGCAGCAGCAGCAGGCACUGCAGCAGCAGCUAGAGGCGGAAGGGUGGAGAGGCGAGUUAGGGGCCUUAGCAGAUUUUAAUAAUGAUAUGCACGUCGAUUUCAUCUUCAUUGGAAGCAGCGCACACCUGCCAGAAUGCAGCAGCAGCAGCAGCAACAGCAGCAGCAGCAACAGCAGCAGCAGCAACACCAGCAGCAGCAGCAGCAGCAGCAGCAGCAGCUCAACGAACCCGCCCCCCACUUCGAGCGAAUCAACGCAGCUUCCUCCGGAUUCCUCCACAGCCGCAAUAUCAAACAGCAACAGCAGCAGCAGCAGCAGCAGCGGAAGCACGAACAGCAGCAGCAGCAACAACAGCAAGAGCAGCAGCAGCAGGAAAGGCGAGCGUUGCGGCAGCACAAUCUCUGUAUACACCUGGAGCCCCGACUUGAUGCAGUUUCACCUUCAUGUGUCUGUACACCUGAAGGAGACAGUAGACAGCAUAGUUGCUGUUGAUUGGUCUGGAGACGGGAGGGUAGAUAUAAUUGCUGUUACAUUAGGGCCCCCUGUUCCUCUUCUUGCUGCUGCUGCAGAUGCAGAUGCAGCCGCAGCAGCAGCAGCGCCAGCAGCAGCAACUGCAGCAGCAGCAGCAGCAGCAGGUAAACGGACGUAUGGCCUCGUCGCCUUCGUUCAGAGACCCUCAGGGGCCCUCGAGAGAGCUUGGGAUAGCCAGCAGUUUGUGCUGCAGCUGCUGCAGCACAGAAAGAGAAGCAGACAGCAGCAGCAGCAGCAGCAGAUAGUUGCCUCAUCUGGCUCAGUCGGGGCUGCUGUUGCUGUUGCUGCUGCUGCUGCUGCUGCUGCUGCUGAGGACGCUGCAUUGGCAGCUUCAGGAGAAGCGAAGGCUGCUGCAGCAGAGGCAGAAGGAUCUGGUGCAGCAGCAGACGUUCCUGCGAAUGGAGCAGAAGCACCAGCAGCAGCAGCAGCAGAAGCAGCUGCCGCUGCUGCAGCAGCCGCUGCUGCUGCUGCUGCUGGCGAAGAUACCGCUGCAGACGCCUUGGGCCUUGCUGCCUUUGAGUUUGGGGCUGGGAGAUUGCAUGCGCGAGCUGAAGAAGCAGCAGCAGCAGCAGCGGCAGCAGCAGAAGCAGCUGCAGCAGCAGCAGCAGCAGGGGGAGAAACAGUGUAUUUAGGGGGGGAUCCAGUUGGUGCUGCUGCGCGGUCGCCUCUGUCUGCUGCUGCUGCUGCAGCAGCAGAGGCUGCUGCAGCAGGCCUCACAGAUGAAGAGCUGCUCAGAUGCAGCGUUAGCAGCAUCCACCCCUUAGUAGCAGAUUAUACUUUCGAUUAUUACCCGGAUUUGCUUGCCCAGACUCCACCAAACACCAGCAGCAGCAGCAGCAGCAGCAGCAGCAACAGCAGCAGCAGCAGCAGCAGCAGCAGCAGCAAGGGCGCCUUUCGUUUCUUUUGGGAAAACUUAGGAAGCCGAGGGGUUGAGGGAUUUGCACCAAGAAAAAUAUCUGCUGCUGGUGAAUUCUUUUCAAAGACACAACCUCAGCAGACACCUGAAGUGCAGCAGCAGCAGCAGCAGCAGCAGGAACAACAGCAGCAGCAGCAGCAGGAACAACAGCAGCAGCAGCAGCAGGAAGAAGAAGAAGCCCUUAUUACCAAUCCUCACAGCAGUGCUGUUGCAGAUAUUGACGGAGACUGCCGCGCAGAUUUGCUGCUGAUGGUGCAGUCUCCGGAUUCUUCUUCUGUUUCGCUUGAAGUUUGGCUUAACAGAUAUGACGGUGCAGCAGCAACGUGGGAGCGGCAGCAGCAAAACAUCGCUUUGCCGCCAGGCUCAGGGCAAAUCCUUCUCGCAGACUUCGAUGCAGACGGGACUCUGGACAUCUUGGUUCCAUCUUGCGAGAAGAACGAGGAGGGUGUUUGCAUAAAGAAUGACGCUCUGAUUUUAAUGCCAAACACUCAGCCGCCUCUCUGCGGCUCUUUUUGGUGGACUUCGCGAACAGUUGAAAAAUGCAGACGCCCCUUCGAACUCUGCGAUGCAAAUUCAGACUUCGCCUUAGCGCGCUAUGACAGCAAAGAGGCCUCCAAAUCAUAUCUGGAUGCAGAUCCCUCAAUUCAUUUCUACGGCGAUGCUGCGAAGCCCGCAACUUUAAGCGUGGGCGACGUGGAUGGCGACGGCUAUUUAGACGUGGCUCUGGUUGCAGUGAAGGAGGGAGGGGUUCGUGCAAACGGGAAGAAGCGUCGCUUUCAACUAGCUGCGGAGUUUGUGGCGUCAGUGAAGGGCCAAACACUUCUCUGCAAUCGCGUGGCUUUCUUUGACUUCCGCGAGAAGGGACAGCCACAGCAGCAGCAGCAGCAGCAGCAGCAGGAGCAGCAGGAGCAGCAGCAGCAGAAGGCUUCUGGAAGCCCCUUCGAUACCGUGCGAGUGUUUCUUCAUCCUCCUGAGUCUUCAACUGAAAGUUUAUUUAUUAAAGUUAGCUCAUUGAAUGGCGUCUGUCCAUUUUCAUUUUGUUUUAGACAAACUCUCGCUCCUUUGCAUGAAAAACAAAGUCAAGAAACACCUCUUUCACUCAUACUCCGAGACACCAGCAGCAGCAGCAGCAGCAACAGCAACAGCAGCAGCAGCAGCAGCAGGGGCAGCGGCAGCGGCGGCAGCGUAGAUGGCCCAAUGGAUGCACUAGAAGCCAAACAGCAGCAGCAGCAGAAUGUGAGCGCAUCUGCGCCUCAAGUGGUUCCGGAUCUGCCACCCCCUUAUGGCGCUGCAGCUGUCGGUGCGACAUUCAAAUUAACAGUUACCGACUUGAACGGCACCAAGACACCGCGCACAGGCGUUCAAUUGCCUCAAAGUGCUCACGCCCCGCUGUCUCUGCCAUUUGAAUUGUUUGGCUUGGGGCAGACAAAUAAUUAUGUUGAGGAGUUCUUUCUAGGAUUACCCCUAGCACAACUGACAUCGCAUAAUAUGUGGGUUUCUCUAAUUCCUAAUUCACAAGUUAUAGUGAUGCCCUAUCCUCUUGAAAAACCCUCAUCAUGGCAGCUUGAGCUGUCUGUACACCCCAGCAGAAGUUUCGCCAACAUUCUGAUCACGACUGUGAUUUGUUUGUUAUUGGUGGCCUUAAUUAUUUUUAUACUCGAUAGAAAAGAAAAGGCGGAAGACUCGGAGCAGCAGAGAGGAUUCCGUAGCCAUUUCAUCGUCAGCUGA